Molecule: messenger RNA, 2110 nt
Organism: Wyeomyia smithii (pitcher-plant mosquito)
Lineage: Eukaryota; Metazoa; Arthropoda; Insecta; Diptera; Culicidae
Exons: 2
Coding region: 27-1943 (638 amino acids)
Source: RefSeq, a predicted model, not a curated record
CUAUAAAUGAAUUAGAAAAUGGUAUUAUGGCUUUAGAAAAAACAGCGCAAAAUUUCAAUUUCACCUGUGAGUUGCUAACACAAAGAAUUUCAAAAACCAGGUGCAAUCAAAUUACUAGCGAGUUGUGGUCAGCGCUGAGUAAACGUAAAAGUUCAGGCGAGUUUAUAGAGAGCGUUAUUCCAAAUCGGAACAAAAGGGGAAUCAUUACGGCUGUCGGAGGCAUGGAUUCUGACGACAGGGUUAGGAUUGACACAAACAUAGACAGGCUUAGGAAAAAUGAAGAGUCUCUAAGAACGUCAAUUACUCAUCAAACUGGAACACUAGAUGCCAUGUAUAAAUUUGUUGAUAGUUCGAUGUAUCACGUUGAUGAUAAAAUUAAAAAAAUCAUGAACAAUUUCAACACGGUUAGAAAAACGGUACAGGAUGACUUGAAUUUCACUAGUACUAUUCAGAAUAUAUUAUACUUGGAAUCAGAAUUGAUGGAAAUUGGGUUUCAACUUCAAACUCUAAUAAAUAAUUUAAAAGAUCAACAACAUAUUAUUAUUGAAAUUCUACUGGGGAACACAAAAGGGGUGUCCGAAAUGAUGCAAUUAGUUGAAAUAUCGGAGCUAGUAUCGCUGUUGCAUGAAGCCGAAGAUAAACUUCCGAAUGGGUUGGCGUUUCCGGGAGAUGGUAAGAGCGAUAUCCUUUCUGGACUCCUCUCAAUCAUUGAAAUAUCUUAUGAGCCUUUGAAUAAUCAAAUUUUAAUGUUAAAGUUGAAUAUCCCUUUAGUGUCUAAACAAAAACUCGUGGCUUUCAGGGGGGUGUUUGUCCCACAAGUGAAUGGAACAUAUGUGGUAGCAAUUAAGAUGGAUGAUGAUAUAUUAAUCAAGGAAGUUGAAAAGAACUGGGGCUUUGUAAUAUCAAGUGCACAGUACGAAGAGUGUCUAAGUUUUGCACAAAAUAAAAUAUGCAAUUUAAGUGCAGUCGAAGUAAAACUAUCUUCAGAAAACAAGUGUUUACUUAAUUUGUACUUCAGGAACUCUACGGAAAGUUGUAGCAUAAGAAUUUUGAAAAUAAAUCAUGAUGUCUGGUUUGCUAGUGAGGAACCUAAUGUAUGGGAAUAUGUGACCCCGGACGAAAUGGAGAUUGUCAUUUUUCAUGGAAUGAAUGGAACGCCGGGUAUGAGAAUUAAAACGGAUAGUGUUAAAAUAUCGUUCACGAAUGUAUCAUUGUCAGAUAAACUGGCCGUGUAUACUAACGUACACUAUAACAUAUUGAAUUUUACUUUAGAUAGCUGGCGAAUGAAAUUUAUCCCAUCUUUAGAUAAAAACACUUCUGUACUAUCGGUUUAUGAUAGGAAAAAGUUGUUUGAUUUAGGAGUGGACAUAGAGGAUUUGAAAAGAGAAAGACCAUUUUUAGAGAACAUGCUAUACUCACCUUUGUCCUCGGGGUGGACAAUUGGUGGUUUAACAACAGUAGGAGUAAUAGUGUUGAUAAGUUUGUAUAUUUUUGCAUGCAGAAGAAACAAUUCAUUCAAAGAUAGCUCUCAAAGACCGGUAGUAAAUAUAAAAGAUAUCGAGAUAAUACAUCAUACACCAACUCAGAAAACAAUAGCAAACCGAAACAAUGACAUCCAGGAAGUUUUCGAAAAUCCGAAUUUAGUACGAUUUGGUGAUAUACUUUUGAACAACGACCCUCGUAACUACCAAACUGUGGUGGAAAUGGAGGAUGAAUUAUUACAAAUAGAAAACUAUUUGGAACCACGGCAGGAUGAAUUUACGAAAAAUAUCCACGUAGCGGAAAUUACAGAAAUAAAGGAAGCAAAUAAGUCGGAAAUACUCCCACUACGAGACAUAAUAGAAGCACAGGUAAUAAACAAAGAGCCGCAAGGAGCUCCUAAGGAAGAUAAAUCAGAUAAAAUAGCAGUUAGUAACAAGAAAAGUAUCAACAAAAUCAGGUGAACCCACCUACAACCAGGAAACAAAAAAGGGGCAAGAGACACAACAAUUUCGAGCGCUGCGAAACCCUUAAAAAAAAAAAAAAAACACUAAUGGAUAUGGUAUGUAUAAAUGAUGAUACAUGGGAAUGUAAGUAAUGCCCGACAUUUUAUUUAGCUUAUAUUGCUGUG